AUGCAUCCCAACCUCUCGUCAGCCACCGUGGGACUGAUCCUACUACUCUCGUCGGCAUUAGGUGCAGCGGGGACAAGCUGGAAGCUUGGCCUAGACAAUGCUCUUCGUCAGAGUCCCCUCAGGCCGGCGCUGCCGGAGGUGGUGAUAUCAAAAACAUGGGACAUUCUAGGACCAUUCAGGCUCGGUACAAGAGAGGCCAUCUGGGGAGCUGACCCCUUGGAGUAUGAUGGUGGAUUCCACAAUUUACAAUAUGACCCCAAUGGCACCUUUAACAGCGCUCUUGCUGCGAAUGGAUCUGUCCAUUGGGGCGCCACGCACGCAACUAUAUCAAGAUCUUCUCCUGGCCAGGUCCAGGCAGCCCUCAAUGUGAGCUUUCCAGCCGUCAAUUGGGCAUUCAUGCAAUCGGUAUACGGCUGGCCAGCACUACAGUAUCAAGCGUGGGCUCGUGGGGUCUUGGAAGUCAAGGGAUCUCAGCCACAGACUGUUGCCCUCUUCGGAGAUGGUCUGUUGGAAUUCUUGGUGGAUGGUGAGCCCUAUUUCGGCGGGGAUAUGUAUCAGUACCACCGGGCUCCCAGCUUGGUAAAACUAACACCUGGUCCUCACACAUUGGAGUUGCGACUUACUCGCGAUGUGCGGGCUCUCGGUGGACUCAACAAUGCCAUCGCAGUCAUGAUCCAUGCCGAGCUGCGAGAACCAGAGUCCAUCACGCUUUAUCAGGACAGCCUGCUGGUCCCGGAAUUGGUCAACGGAAGGCUUGGAAGCCGAUGGGCUUCGAUUAACGUGCUCAACAAUGAAGAAGACCUAGUGGAACUCAAAUCUGUCCGCGCAUUGAAGACUAUGCAUCGCGUGUCCAUGCAAAAUCCGCUGCAGAUUGCUGGGCACCAGAUCCGACCGCUGGGUUUUACAAUCUCUCUUGAGGCAGAUCAUGAACCUCAUUUCUCGGUAGAGGUAGUCUACCAGAUCGCUGGCGGGAGAUCGCGGUCCACAUACUUCGAAGUGAACCUGAAAGAACGCCCGUUGUCAGAGCCGCUCCGCAUCACCUAUCUACACCCGGCAGGUAUAAUUUCUUAUGCGAUUCUGCGGACUCCACCUCCCAAUGCUUGUAAUCACUCGUUACCUGCUCCGGUGAUUCUCGUCCUCCAUGGUGCAGGGCUUGAAGCAGAUUCUGCCGAGGCGCGAGGUAUGCUAGAUGCAGCGUAUGGGACGUGUGCUUGGAUGCUGUUUCCGAGCGGUGUGACGUCGUGGAGUGGGGAUGACUGGCACUAUUGGGGCGUUGCCGACACCCAAGCUGCAGUGUCAGCCAUUGCGGACUGGGCCAAGCAAAUUGGAUGGGACGGCCCUGCUGCCGCUUUGGAUGAGCUGAUUGUGGCUGGUCAUUCCAACGGCGGCCAGGGCGCAUGGUACUUUUCCACUCAUUUCCCAGACAACGUCUCUGCAGUAGCGCCUGUCUCUGGAUACACUUCGAUCGAAAACUAUGUUCCCUAUACGAUGUGGCAUGACUCCGAGCCCUCGCUUUCCUUGGUCCUCUCCAGGUCACGGUCAACCUAUAAAAACGAGUUGUUAGUGGGUAACCUGGCUGGUAUCCCUGUGGCACAACAACACGGGGCUGACGACGAUAAUGUACCUGCAUAUCAUGGCAGAUUGAUGCAUGAGCUCCUGGGUCAGGCUCAGUGGCCAUCCGAGUACAAAGAGCUACCUGGAAGAGGGCACUGGUUCGAAGGCGUGAUGACGACCAAAUACCUGAAAGAAUUCUACCAAUCUAGGGCCAAUCAGUCUAAAGUGGUCGAGACAUUCCCGAAGACAUUCACUAUCACGGUUCCUUCUUCCGGGACAUUGGGAUCUAAGGCUGGCAUCCAGGUCGACCAACUCCAAACACCCGACAUGAAUGGUAAGCUACGCGUUACUCGCUCCGCAGACAACAAGAUCUGGCACAUCACCACUCGCAACAUUCGCCGCUUUCACUUGUCAGAAACACUCUUUCGGGUUCAGUUGCCUGAAGCUAUGGUGCUUGACGACAUGAGCGGGACCUUCCCGAUGGAAUCCCCCCAGAAAACGCAAGGCUGGUUUGUAAGAGAUGCGGAUGGGAAGUGGGACACCUCUCGUGACGCAGGUUGGAAGACAAUUCAUCAAAGAUAUGGCCGUCAACUUGGUGCGCUCGAUGCCAUUCUCCGCACUCAAGGAACGUUCACUAUCCGGAAGUGUUCUCCCGGAGUAGACCCAGUCGCUCUCCAGAUCAGUCGCAAUUUUUUCCAAUACUUUGCAGCUAAUUCUCAGAUCAUCGACCAUUGCUCGAGCAACAGCUCACUUAAUCAACCAGGGAACGUUGUUACACUUUCUAUGGGUCACGAUUUGCCUGCUGCUUUAGGAGAUACAUACCCGAUUCGCAUUGAUCAAGGCCAUCUUGUCAUAUCCACAAGUCGUUCGUUAUCGACGCUGCCUGCCUUGAGACAAAAAUACAUAUAUGGGGAACCAGGCCUAGGGGCAGUCUUCCUUCGACCUUGCCCUGACGAAAAGCUGGAACUGGUGGUAUGGGGCACCGAUUUGGAUGGUCUGCGGCUAGCGGCUCGUUUGGUUCCGACUAUCACUGGGCCAGGGCAGCCUGAGUAUGUGGUCCUGGGAAAGCGCUCUCGUUGGGAAGGUGUGGCUGGUGUCUAUGCUGCUGGUCAUUUCGACUGGUCUUGGCAGAUAUCGCCAAGCUCAUAUCAAUCCGAUCCCAUGUGA
Penicillium daleae is the source of this 2721-nucleotide messenger RNA. RefSeq names its product alpha/beta hydrolase family protein. The record is from RefSeq and is a predicted model, not a curated record. The coding region runs from base 1 to 2721 and encodes 906 amino acids. Gene Ontology annotation, molecular function: serine-type peptidase activity. NCBI's taxonomy places the organism in Eukaryota, Fungi, Ascomycota, Eurotiomycetes, Eurotiales, Aspergillaceae. Gene Ontology annotation, biological process: proteolysis. The transcript has 6 exons.